Danaus plexippus (monarch butterfly) is the source of this 791-nucleotide messenger RNA. It is a transcript of the gene RpS8, whose product is annotated as small ribosomal subunit protein eS8. The record is from RefSeq and is a predicted model, not a curated record. Gene Ontology annotation, molecular function: structural constituent of ribosome. NCBI's taxonomy places the organism in Eukaryota, Metazoa, Arthropoda, Insecta, Lepidoptera, Nymphalidae. Bases 132 to 758 code for a protein of 208 amino acids. Gene Ontology annotation, biological process: translation; maturation of SSU-rRNA from tricistronic rRNA transcript (SSU-rRNA, 5.8S rRNA, LSU-rRNA). Gene Ontology annotation, cellular component: ribosome; cytosolic small ribosomal subunit. The transcript has 6 exons.
CAGAUUGUACAAAAAAACCAGUUUGAUAGUUAGUACAGGACAUAGACAAUAUAUUGUAGGGUAUAGAGAAGAGAAUUUAGAGGUUUAAAAAGUGUCAGACGUCAAAUCUUUUCUUUCUGACCCAGCGCAAGAUGGGUAUCAGUCGUGAUCACUGGCAUAAGCGAAGGGCCACCGGUGGCAAACGUGCGCCCAUUCGCAAGAAGAGGAAAUAUGAGUUAGGUCGCCCGGCUGCCAACACCAAGCUCGGUUCCCAGCGCAUUCACUUAGUGCGUGCUCGCGGUGGUAACAUCAAGUAUCGUGCACUGCGUCUGGACACCGGAAAUUUCUCGUGGGGUUCCGAAUGUGCAACCCGUAAGACUCGCAUCAUCGAUGUUGUUUACAAUGCGUCCAACAACGAGUUGGUGCGUACCAAGACCCUUGUCAAGAAUGCUAUCGUGGUUGUGGACGCCACACCAUUCAGGCAGUGGUAUGAGUCUCACUACCUGCUGCCACUCGGCAGAAAGAAGGGCGCCAAGUUGACUGAGGCCGAAGAGGCCAUCAUCAACAAGAAGCGCAGCAAGAAGACUGCCAAGAAAUACCUGACAAGACAACGUCUAGCUAAGGUUGAAGCUGCUUUGGAGGAGCAGUUCCACACUGGACGUUUAUUAGCAUGUGUAUCAAGUCGGCCCGGUCAAUGUGGACGAUCUGAUGGUUAUGUGCUGGAGGGCAAGGAAUUGGAGUUCUACUUAAGAAAGAUCAAAUCCAAGAGGGCUAAGUAAGGGAUGUAAUGUAAUAAUAAAUGUAAAAAACAA